GUCUAGAUGUGCUCCAUUAUUGUGAGCGUAGUUCUGUGGCAACUCUUUGCGUGCACUCACACAAAGCAGGGACUGAUCUUCACAGCUGUGAUGGUCCGCGCGUCUCAGCAAUACCACAGCAGUACUUUUAUGAACGGUAGCCUGUCUCUUCCGACGUACUUCGAAACAGAAUAAUGAAAUCGAA
Phanerochaete carnosa HHB-10118-sp is the source of this 184-nucleotide messenger RNA. RefSeq lists its product as uncharacterized. NCBI's taxonomy places the organism in Eukaryota, Fungi, Basidiomycota, Agaricomycetes, Polyporales, Phanerochaetaceae. The transcript has a single exon. Bases 7 to 174 code for a protein of 55 amino acids. The record is from RefSeq and is a predicted model, not a curated record.